UCCAACCUCAACCAUCUCAUCACCACGAUGUCCGAUCCGUUGAGUGUCGCCGCUUCCAUCGCAGGACUCAUCUCAAUCACAGUAGAGGCUGUCAAGUUCCUCAGCCCUUAUGUCUCGGCAGCGAAAGAGACCCCGCAGGUCGCGGCUCAUGUCUACUCUGAAGUCCAGAGCACCCAGGUCAUACUGAUGGGGCUUCAGAGCCUGACCAAGAACCUUGGGUCAGUUAGGGUUCAGCAUGCCGCGCUCAUUGGGGUGAAUCAGGUCGUGGCGGUCCUCACAGAUGGGGUGCUUCUUUACUCGGAGUUGCAUAAGGAACUUCAGUCAUUGCGGGCGAAAGAUGGCGCGGAAAAGGUGCCGCUUAGAGGUCGUUUGCAGUGGGUAUGGAAGGAGAGUACGUUUGUUACUCUUCUCAAUAGGCUGCAAAGUUUCAAAAGCUCAAUGACACUUGUCUUGAUGAUUCUGCAAAGUGACUCUGGUGAAACCGCAAAAGAACAUCAGGAGCAGCUCUCCAAUAAUGUCAAAGUUCUUCUAGAUAGCAACGACGCCCUGUCACGUCGGCUGAUGAAUAUUGAGGACGCUUUGGAUGCUCAGACAAUUAUUUCAAGGCGCAUGAGCAUUCUCUCACUGAGUGCAUCUCCAUCUCAAAACACAAGUCAGCAAUCAACUGCGGCAUCACCAGCUACAUCAAUCAGCACCGAUACCAGCCUUGCUAUAUCCAAGUUUGACUUCGAGGAUGACCUUGAGUCAUCACGUGUAUAUCGCCGCGCAGUGAGAGAAACCAUGGACUUUUCAUUCCGAAGCUCGAUUGCAAGAUCUCACAACUGGUCUGUCUUCUCAGGCCUGAGUUUAGGAGACAUCUCCAUCAUGUCUGUCAUCGCAUUGCCUGUGUAUCAGGAUGAUAUCACUAAUGCUGAGCACUAUGACUUCGGAGAAGAAGCUGCUCUCAAUGGUCGAACACCUGGGCCAGUUAUGGACCAGCCUUUACUGAUAGAAUGCCUCGAGAUCAAGCUUAAGCUCCUCACGAUACCGGGGAUGCAAAGGUACUUUGACGAAAUCCCUCACCCCCUUGACGACUUCUUUCACCUCUGGUCAGUUCUUCAGGAGGUUAUGCCACUCGUGAUCCUUGCUCAGGCUUUGGACCCAACUCUCCUGGAUGUCGGUCUACCAGAGGACCUGACCGACAAUGUCAGGAAAGAGCUAGUCUUAUGGUUUGCUCAGUUCUGUCACGACAGAUUGGAUAUAGAAACAAGCAACUUGAUCACAGUCCAGGACCUGAUGUGGGGUAACGAGUAUGGCAUUUUCAGGGUAAUCUCACUCAUUUCGAGUAUCACCAAGAACCUCGUAAUCACUGGUCUUCCUAUGAACGAUUUGUCUUCAGCUAAAGCACAAGUCGACGUCCAGCCCCCAGAGAUUCGAAAGCUGGUCAACGAGCAGCGUCAGUUCGUCCGGGAUGUCAUUGAACUCCUUGAGAUCAAGGACCAACUGGAGAUGUAUAUGAACCCAAUAUUUCAAGGCUUAAGAGUACUCGCAGAUGUACAGAUCGCAUUGCUUCUCAUUAUGGAAGGGAACCUGUUACGUCCAUCGGCCGAUCAGGAAUGGGCUUCAGCAUUUGGUUAUCUUUUUAGAUAUAUCGAGGUUGAAGCUGCGUCAUAUGCCAACGAUAAACUUAACAGAACCAGCAUACAACUUUGGCUGAAAGAAGGGCAUUUCAGAGAUAAGGAUAAGACAAGAAGCCUACUGGGAAGAUGCUUCGAUAUCCUGCCCAUGAGAGCCAAACGAAUCUCUGCACUCUUUGAAUUCUUGGAGUACUUGAAAGCCCAGCCGAUCGUCACAGAAGAGCAGAAGAAUGAUGGCAGCAUGGCUCGAUCUUCUGUUUCGAGGCUGGUUGUUCGGCUGCAGGACAACGCCAUAUCUGAGGAUACACAGGCAGCUGUUCAAAAGCUUCAACAAAAGAUAGAGGACUGGAAGGGCAUUGAUCCAGAUGCUCUUGGUGAGUUGAUUCUCUCUAAGACACUCUAUGUGACGAAGAGUUCCAAGACCAAUCUGUACCAUGCAUAUCUUUUCCAGAACAUGCUUCUCCUGUGCAAAGAGACCCGUGGUGAACCUACAGGAGAGCGGUCAUUUUACAGGUCGAAAUCUCUAUCUGAGCAGAAACAGACAAAGUUUCUACUAAAGGGACGAUUCUACCUGAGACACAUUCUCUCAGUCACCCCGACUUCCCAACACGAUACACAUGUAUGCGAGGUCCAAUGGGGUGCUGACAAUAGCGACAAAUCAAAAUUCUCACUCGUGUUUGCAGUCGAGUCUGAAAUGCGAAUAUGGGCAUCAAAGAUUGAUGAGUAUCGAAUGAUGGCAAUACUCAUGGUGAAGCCAAAGCGUGGUCCAGAAGAAAUGGACUUAUCAAUAGAAAGGAACACAGAUGAACCUGAACCUGAAGGGUUGACAGAGCGUAUGGAACCAUGGAAGCGCUACGGAGUAAUAAAAUAGUCAAUUUGGUGUAUGAUACGCAUUACAAAUUGAUUAGUAAACACUAAACAAC
Molecule: messenger RNA, 2539 nt
Organism: Fusarium odoratissimum NRRL 54006
Lineage: Eukaryota; Fungi; Ascomycota; Sordariomycetes; Hypocreales; Nectriaceae
Exons: 6
Coding region: 28-2487 (819 amino acids)
Biological process (GO): septin ring organization; establishment of cell polarity
Cellular component (GO): mating projection tip; nucleus; division septum
Source: RefSeq, a predicted model, not a curated record